AUGGCGGAUAACAACACGAUCCACAGCCUGACAAGCACACUCGCAUCGCAGCCCAUGUCCACUCAAGGCAGUGAACAGCAGCAUCCUCAGCAGCAACAUCCCCAGCAGCAUCCCCAGCAGCAUCCCCAGCACAUCGCCAACCCCGCCGAGCUUCAAAACCAUCCCGGCAUGCCGCCCAUGGGGAUGGCUCCCCCUCCCCCUCCUCCUCCUGGGCCGGUGGAAGGUGCGAGCCCUGAACAGCCCGUGAAGCGCAGACCCGGGCGCCCGAAGGGCAGUGGCAAGAAACCCGUCGACCCCAACGCCCCGCCGAAGAUAAAGCGGCCCGUCGGUCGUCCGCGCAAGGACGGGCUUCCCGCCGGAUCUGUUGGGACGCGGAGGACAAGCCGCCCGCGCAAGCGUCCCCCCGGCACGUUCGCGAGCGGGCCUCACGAGUCCACCCCGGGCUUCGGUUAUGGGGCUCCGUUCGUCGCCGAUGCGCAAUGGGGCUCAGUGUCCGCACCGCCCUUAGGCCGUAGUGUGAACGGCCGUCCGCCCAUCUUCCCGAUCGACCCCUCGCUCGAGCAAGAUGACUGGGCUGAGAUGUCGCGCAGCCGCCCCGAUAGGUUCCUGCACGCCCUCGUCUCUGCCCUCGAGGCGCCGAACCCCGUCUCUGGGGCCGGCCCGAGCAUCGAGGAGGCCUUCAAGUCGCACCUCGUCUCCCUCGCGCCGAACAGCAAGAGCCAGCCGUCGAUCCCCUCGCUGUACUCCAUCCUGAAGACGUUCUGGCUGCCGUCCUCGCCCGUCUACUUCUCGCUCACCGCGUCGGCCUCGACCGCCCGCACGCCAUCCGAGCACCGGUUCCUGUACUGGGAUCCGCAGCCGCUCGUCUUCAACGGCAUCUGCUGCAGCGCGUGCUCGAGCCCGAUGACGAACCGUGGGCGCAUCAGCUCGGGCCCGAUCAAGGUGUAUGACCUGGGCAAGCCGUUCUUCGUGAUCGCGUGCGAGUACGUGUGCACGAGCGCGAUGUGCAUGGCGGCCACGGGCAACCAGGGCCGCAAGUUCGCGAGCACGGACGCGUCGAUCCUCCGCGCGCUCCCGUACAAGCUCAAGGACGAGUUUCCCGCGCUGCUGCUCCAGGGGAACCCCGAUCUGGGCAGCGGCCCGGAGGUGUGGAACUGGCACGGGAUGGGGGUGUCGGUCACGCUGUAUAAUAUGGUGCGCGCGAGCCUGCACGCGGGGCUGCGCAAGGAGGCGAUUCUCGAGAUCAUUCGCGCUAUCCAGCUCGGGCUGCCGGAUUACGACCUCGAGGCGUUCAAGCGUGAAGAGCAGGAUCACUCCAUGACCGUCAAUGGCGUGCAGGGCGAAGACGAGGAAGAGGAAGACGACAGCCAUGAUGUGCAACAGGUCGAGGGCGACCUGGCGGCGGAACAAAAGGACUCGACUGAGGAGUAUCAAGAGGCCUGGAACGCGAAUAGCGGGGUCCCUGAGGCGAACGGCGCCCCGCCGCCGCACAUGUCCCCAGAGCAGCCCCAGGCAGGGCCCAGCAACGGCCAGGACCCGAACGCCAACCAACAGCAACAACAACAGCAACAGCAGCAGCAAUCGCAGAGCGCGAGCGCGCCGCCCCCUCCCCAGUCGCAGGCGCCCCCUCCCCAUCUCCCUCCGCACUACGCCUACCCAGGCCCCCACGCCCCGUACCAGACGUAUCCCUACCCGUACCCGUACUGGAACCAGCCGCAGCCGCAGCCGCCGCCGCAGCCCGAGCCGUCCGGGUCGCUGAAGCGCACGUUCGCGAUCGUGGACGGGACCCCCGAGCCGAGCAUGUCCGAGCCGCUGCACAAGCGGAUCCGGCACUGCUGCAAGUGCGGGUCGAACGAGUGCAAGGGCAAGGGCGGGCGCGCGUUCUGCAGCAACCCGUGCCAGGACUGCGGGAAGCUCGAGUGCAAGGGGCGGAACAGCAAGCGUCCGGACAGGACGUGCGCGGAUGCGUGGCCGUGA
Trametes versicolor FP-101664 SS1 is the source of this 1977-nucleotide messenger RNA. RefSeq lists its product as uncharacterized. The record is from RefSeq and is a predicted model, not a curated record. NCBI's taxonomy places the organism in Eukaryota, Fungi, Basidiomycota, Agaricomycetes, Polyporales, Polyporaceae. The transcript is spliced from 3 exons. Bases 1 to 1977 code for a protein of 658 amino acids.